AAGUGAAGUAUGCAAUUCUAGUGUAGUUUCUACUGUUCUAUUAGGAGGAGUUGAUGACUUAUUAAAUAUCUACAUGGAACUCAGUUUAGAAUUUGAUCAACAUCAAUUUGGUUUUGCUAUGGCCUAUGAGACUGAUGAGAAGAUAGUCGUUCACUUGUUCAUUAUGCUCAAUGUGGUUAGAAUUGUGUGAAAGGUUAUGCACUAGGUCAUACUCCUGCUUAAACAAUUAUUGGUUAUUGCUUUGAGCUGGGAACUGUCAGUGUUAAUAGGAAAAUAUAGUAGCAGCAAUAAUUUUGAAGGUGGACUGUGGGAGAUAUAACCAUUACCCUUUCCAAAGGUUACUGUAGUAUUCAAUUUCAAGAGGAUAUCUCUCUCACAAUCCAGCCUCUGUGGAAUUAUUCUCCAAAAUAAUACCUAACCUCCACACUUCAUAACUUCCUGUAUUUAUAACCACAUAUCUGCCAACUCUCAAGUAAGUACAAUUGUGCUUUGGGAAGGGGAGGAAGGGAGUGGUUAUCAUCUGGUUAGUUGGGAUCUGGUGGGAAAUCCUGUGAAUUGUACGGCAAGGAAGAAGACUCUCUCCAAUAAGAAAAAGCCUAGGGAAAAUUGGAUGAAAAAUGAGUGCUCGAUUUCUGAGAUUCUGCGUAUAUUCACUAAGAAAGUGACAAGAAAAUAUGUUUUGGCUCAAUGGCUUUGGCGUUUUGCCCUUGAGGUGAGGCUGAAUUCUUAUGCCAAGGAUCAUUUGAGUAAAUACGGUCCCCAUCCCUUUGAAUGAGUGGCGAGAGGGGUUAAAGGCAUACACCAAAAUUUGUGGAAUGAUAUUUCUUUUCAGCUUCCCGCUUUUUCCCAUCUUGUUUUUAGUGUUGUGGGGGUAGGGAAGGAAAUGAACUUUUGGGAAGAUCAUUCAGUGGGGGAUAGAUCCAUUUCCUUUGCGUUUUCUUGGUUAUAUCACUUGUCUCCCUUUAAAAACCUUCACAUGUCUGAUUUUUGGUUUGGUUGGAACUUUGCGAAGGACGUGACCUCUUCUUUCUUUGAUUAAGGGUUUUAAAUUUUCAGAAGGGAGACAAGAUAUUCGGGUUUGGAGUCUGAACCCUUCUAGAGGGCUUCUCUUGUAAGUCAUACUUUAGGAUUUAUUGCUCUCCUUCUGGUGAGUCGGUCUUUGACAUUUUAUGAAGGGUUAAGAUUCCAAAGAAAGUUAAGUUCUCUUGGCAAGUGCUACUCGGUCUCGUCAAUACUCUGGAUAGGCUUGCGCGAAAGAUGCCUUUGUUACUGGGUCCUUUUUGCUGCAUCCUUUGUUGGAAGGCAGGGGAAGACCUGGAUCACCUUCUUCAAGAGUGUCAGUUUGCAAGGUUUUACAGAGUAGCAGUAAAUAACACUGUUGUCUGGUUUCAGCUAUGUGACGGGAUGAUUUUCAACCACGAUCCACCUAUGUGCAUUGAUUGCUUGGGUUGUGGGGGACCUUCACACUGUGGUAUGGGCUGUGGUGCACUUGUAGCAAACAAGAUAGAAGGCUAUGAUGUAUGCACAACCAUUGGUCUUGUGCAAAACACGAACAUUAGCAUCAUUGAUAUAAAAAAUCCUGACAGGGGUGUUGCCGUUAAGAUGUCUAACAUUGACACUAAGGUCAAGUGCUCACUUUCCGUGUCUGUAAUUUGUACGACAGAUGGUAUUCAGGGACCACAAAUUUUGGAAAAGAUAGGGCCUUGUGACUAUGCUACAUCCUUGAGGCACCCUUCUGGUUGUGCAAAGAUUGUACAUGUUCAUAGAAGAGGCUGGGGCUUCUUUGGGACCUUUACAAUCAUCAUUUUAUGCCUUUUCGGAGGAUAUCUUUUGGCUGGGAUCGUCUAUCGAUAUUUCGUUCUCAAAGUUCGCGGUGUUGAUGUUAUUCCCAACCUAGAAUUCUGGCUUAGCUUACCUCAUAAAAUUCAGAGCUUAUUUGCAUCUCUGGUCCGAAAAUUUAAGGGACCAUCUCGAGGUCAUCGAGAUUCUUAUUCUCCAGUCAACUUCUGAUUUUGCAUACAUUUUUGCUUCAAAUUGCUGGCGAGACUCCUUGUUUUCAUUGCAAUUUUACUAUGAUCAAGUUCUAAUGGGUUGGUAGGCAAUACAGCCAGAGGAGUUCAGCCUGAAAUUGCAUCAAGCUGCUUUAUUAACUCUACUUUAGAGCUUUCAUCUUGUUCAUUGGUGUAUUAGAACCAUAGAGAGAGAGAGAGAUGGAGAGAGGGAGAGAGGGAGAGAUAGGGCCUGUAGGCUAGCCUUUUGCUCUACAAUCCAGUCAAACCUGAGAAUUAGGCUUCAGUUUUUACAUUCUUUUGACUAUAGUCUCCUGAAAUAUUAGGCACAUAAGGUUCUGUUAUAAGGAUCUGAUAUAGAUAGAAAGUGAUCUUGCUUGAUAUGUGAUUUUUUUUUAUAAUUUUUUCAAUAAUUUAUCAUGAAGGUAAAUUGCAAAAACUACCUCCAACUACGUCCAGUAAUUUUAAUUAUACUCUCAGACUUCCGAUUUUAAAA
Molecule: messenger RNA, 2505 nt
Organism: Cucumis sativus (cucumber)
Lineage: Eukaryota; Viridiplantae; Streptophyta; Magnoliopsida; Cucurbitales; Cucurbitaceae
Exons: 11
Coding region: 1258-2010 (250 amino acids)
Source: RefSeq, a predicted model, not a curated record